Molecule: messenger RNA, 1347 nt
Organism: Striga hermonthica
Lineage: Eukaryota; Viridiplantae; Streptophyta; Magnoliopsida; Lamiales; Orobanchaceae
Source: the annotation of a GenBank genome assembly
AUGGGGAGGAAGGGCCGAGGAGUAGCCAAAGGGCGGAUAUCGAGGAUCGGCAGCUACGCAAUCGCCUCGUCGAUUAAGGACCCCUCGUGCGUCUCCUGCACGACGUUCAAUAUACUCGCGCCUAUUUACAAGAGGCUCAAUCACGAGGAUCCAAAUUACAGGGAAAGCGAUGUUAAAGAUUAUUGGCUGGAUAGGAACCAGAGGAUUCUGGAUUGGUUACUGUGUGAAAGAUCUUCCAUCAUCUGUCUUCAGGAAUUUUGGGUUGGGAAUGAAGAAUUGGUGAAUAUUUAUGAUAAGAGGCUUUGUGAUGCUGGUUAUAUUAAUUUCAAGCUUGCCCGGACAAAUAACCGUGGGGAUGGUCUUCUGACUGCCGUACAUAAAGACUAUUUUAGAAUCAUCAAUCAUCAGGAGCUGCUCUUCAAUGAUUUUGGGGACCGUGUUGCUCAGCUUUUGCACGUUGAGUUAGUUGCGCCCAUCGCGCAAUACCGAAACAAUAAUGUCCGACAGGAACUUCUUAUAGUGAAUACCCAUCUAUUGUUUCCACACAAUUCGAGUCUGUGUUUGGAACGUUUACGUCAGGUCUACAAGAUAUUGCAAUAUGUGGAAUCGUACCAAAAAGAAAACAAGCUCAAUCCAUUGCCUAUCUUGCUGUGCGGUGACUGGAAUGGGAGCAAGAGGGGUCAUGUUUAUAAGUUUCUUAGAUCUCAGGGAUUUGUGUCAUCAUAUGAUACUGCUCAUCUGUAUACUGAUGCAGAUGCUCACAAGUGGAUAAGCCACCGCAACCAUCGAGGAAACAUCUGUGGUGUUGAUUUCAUAUGGCUGCUUAAUCCCAACAGAUACAGGAAGUUACUUAAAACUAGUUGGAGCGAAGCUGUAUUCGGCAUGUUUAAGUAUCAACUUAGACGAGCAUCAUUGACAGAGGAUGAUGCCUUUGCUUUUCUGAAGGCUGAUAGCCAGGGUGAUUACAUUACCUACUUGGGUUUCUGUGAAGCAUUAAGACAUCUUAAUCUGAUUGGGCAUUGUAACGGACUCAGUGCUGAAGAGAUACAGGAACUGUGGGAGCAAGCGGACAUUGACGGAAAUGGUGUCCUCGACUAUAAAGAAUUUAAGCAAAGGAUAUGGAAUGCCUCACUGUCCGAGCAAGGAGUCGAGUUGAGGGAAGAGUCUUGUGACGAUGUUGUAAAUGGCACGGAGCAAACUAUUGGAUUUAGUGUAAAAAAUGCAGUCCUCUUUCCCACAGAAGUCGAGAAAGGGAUGUGGCCCGAGGAUUAUUCACUUUCUGACCACGCUCGACUAACCGUGGUCUUUUCACCGGUUAGAAUGCCUUGCUCUCGUUUGACGCCUUGA